GAAAAAAUUGUAGCUUUAUUUUUAUGAUCCGUAAUGACGUCUAAAGACGGUUUUUUGGAAAAUAUUUUUGAUUAAGUUUGGAAAAAUUUAAUACCAACUUACUUGUAAUAUUUAAUGGAAGUGAAAUCGUCUCCGUUUGUGUAUCAAUUUCAAACGCACUAUAAGAAAAUAUUAUUAUUAUGUGCAGCUGGCUUUUCUUGCUAUAUGAUGAAACGAUAUAUUGAGACGAAGAAAAAAGCCGAAUCAAAAAAAGAGAAGAAGACACUUAAAGAAUUUCCAUCGUUAGAGGAGAUACAAAAGUUCAUCGAAGAUUUGCCCCUUAACGAAGCAAAGUCUAAUAAAAAUAUGACGUUAAAGGAUUUACUGGGAGAAUUGUCAGAAUUUAGUGAAGAUGAGGAUUGGAAAGGAUUGAUUGCAAGUGUUCAUUCGUUGUAUGAACAAGAGGAAGCAAAAGAAUGUGCCGAGGAAACGGGUAGCGUUAUAAGUAUCUAUGAAGAUCCCCAUAUAAUUAAUCUGGAAGGCAUAACGGAAGAUAUCGUACAAAAUACCAACGUAGAGAAAGACGACUGUUUAAAUUUAUCAGGUCAUUCAGGGUACGAGGGAGAUAUUCAAACUAUAACUAAUGGAGAAGUUCAAAACUUAGGGGACAACGAUUUUCAAAAUCUGUUAUUGGACAAAUUAAUAGAAAGCGCUAUAAUCGAUGGUGCUGACUAUCUGGAAUGCAGAUUUGGAAAUGGCGACAGUGCGGGCAUAAUAAGAUGAUAAAUAUUUAAUUAUAUAAAACAAAUUGCAUUAAAUCUUAUUUCCUAAUAAGAUUUUGUGAAUCAAAUACAAAAUUUAAAAAAGU
Sitophilus oryzae (rice weevil) is the source of this 847-nucleotide messenger RNA. RefSeq lists its product as uncharacterized. The coding region runs from base 115 to 762 and encodes 215 amino acids. The transcript has 2 exons. The record is from RefSeq and is a predicted model, not a curated record. NCBI's taxonomy places the organism in Eukaryota, Metazoa, Arthropoda, Insecta, Coleoptera, Curculionidae.